Fusarium verticillioides 7600 is the source of this 1083-nucleotide messenger RNA. RefSeq lists its product as hypothetical. Gene Ontology annotation, biological process: regulation of DNA-templated transcription. The coding region runs from base 1 to 1083 and encodes 360 amino acids. Gene Ontology annotation, molecular function: DNA-binding transcription factor activity, RNA polymerase II-specific; zinc ion binding. NCBI's taxonomy places the organism in Eukaryota, Fungi, Ascomycota, Sordariomycetes, Hypocreales, Nectriaceae. The record is from RefSeq and is a predicted model, not a curated record. The transcript is spliced from 2 exons.
AUGAGACCAAUAGUCCCCCUCUACAGUGAAACCUCCAGCCCCAAACCCCCAUCAAGGAUUCUCCCCCAUAGAGGAAAGAAGGCUGCAAGGCGUUGGGAACGUACUGGAAAACCCAAGUCCCGGUCGGGUUGCGGUACCUGUAAGAUCCGAAGAGUCAAAUGCGACGAGGCUAGACCGAUAUGUAUCCGAUGUGCCAAGGGAAGAUUCGAUUGCGACGGGUACAGCAGCGACACCACCGGAGAAGCGAGCGACUCAAAUGGCUUCUCAAGCGGCACUGAAAGCUCUAUUAGCGACGUGUCUGCGUCCGCUGGAACCCCUUCAACACCUCUAAACCUGACCCCAAGUCCCUUAUCAGAUCACUUGGAACCUUGUACAUGGCAGGAAUCUAUUUGGCCAUUCUCUCCAUUUGCAUCGGAUUGCAACCCAGUCUAUGUUGAGCAUUUUAUCCAAAAUGCAAACCUCAGUAAUGCACUUUUUAGCUACAGCGAGCUUUACUCCACUAUUGUCCUUCACGAGACCCUCCAAGAUGAGUGUAUACAGAAGGCCGUCCUGGCUCUUGGGUCGUUCUUUUACAGUGGAUUUGUCUUAAGCAAGAACGGUGUACAGAUCGAGAUGGCCAAUCACCACAGACACCAAUCACUUCAGCUCUACAACGGUGCACUACACACUUUCCGCAAGAGAAUGCAGAAUUUGGCCCGCACCACAACUCGAUGGAUCACUUUCAUGACCCCGCUGUUGGCCAUGUACGAACUGCUUCAGGGCGACCUCAAUGCCGCAGAUCAACUUUUUAGCAGUGCGAUCGAAGCACUUCGUUCUUCAGGAGAUAUCUCGCACAUUUCGACUAGUGAGAGCUCUGGUAUGUUUUCUUAUACGAAUCUGCAAACUGUCGGAGAUACAAUACCCCUAUUCACGAUGACAAGUAAACAAAGCUGUGAUGCAGACCUACAUGGGGACUCUGUUGUAUUUCUCCACUCAGAUGUACUUACCGCUGUCAUUGAAGAUGCAAGCUUCCAUGAGGGGUAUUCCGGGGAUAUGCUGCACGACGUGUCGGUUUUGGAUAAUUAUUACGGCUGGAUCAACUGA